This is a messenger RNA of Schistocerca nitens (vagrant locust), 2722 nucleotides long. Its product is annotated as transmembrane protease serine 9. The record is from RefSeq and is a predicted model, not a curated record. The transcript has 5 exons. Gene Ontology annotation, molecular function: serine-type endopeptidase activity. NCBI's taxonomy places the organism in Eukaryota, Metazoa, Arthropoda, Insecta, Orthoptera, Acrididae. The coding region runs from base 1 to 915 and encodes 304 amino acids. Gene Ontology annotation, biological process: proteolysis.
AUGGCAGCGACACGCCCCACCACGUGCGGACCGACUGCGGCGUCGUUCGCUGUACUAUUGGUGGCUGCGGCUACGUGCGUGACGGGGGCGUCGGCUGCCCACAACUUGUCGGACGUGCAGUGCGGCCGGCAGUGGUCGCCGGGUCGUCGCGGCGCGCGCAUCGUGGGCGGCGAGUCUGCGGCCCCCGGGGAGUUCCCCUGGCUGGUGUCCAUCACGCGCCAGGGCGGACACUUCUGCGGCGGCACGCUGCUCACGCGCCGCUGGGUCGUCACCGCCGCGCACUGCAUGUGCAGCGGCAGCGUGGAGCUGCCCAUCUCGCAGGUGCGCGUCUCCGUGGGCGCGCACGACCUGUCGGCGGCGCACCGUGGCGGCGGCGGCGGCCCGGCGCUGGCGGUGGAGCGGCUGCUGGUGCACCCCGGCUACCGCUGCCGCAAGUUCGCGCACGACGUGGCGCUGCUGCGGCUCGCCGCGGAGGUGCGCUGGCGACCCGACUCGGCGUGGCCCGCCUGCCUGCCGGCGCCCUCCGGGUCGCCAGGGUCCUCCAGCUUCUCGGGCCGUGAGGCCACGGCCGCCGGCUGGGGCUGGAUGCAGGAGAACCAGGGCGUGCGCGCGGACGUCCUGCAGAAGGUGAAUGUGCAAGUAGUGGACAACGAGCAGUGCCGUGAUUGGUACAAAUCUCAAGGCAAGAAGACCAAAAUACUGGACUCGCAGAUCUGUGCUGGCUUCGAAGUCGGAGGCAAAGACUCCUGCUGGGCGGACAGCGGCGGCCCGCUGAUGGUGGCGGACGGAGAGCUGACCACGGUGGUGGGCAUCGUGUCGACGGGCAUCGGGUGCGCGCGGCCGCGCCUGCCCGGCCUCUACACGCGCCUCUCCGACUACGUCCUGUGGAUACAGGAGCACGUGCGCGAGCCCUAGCCCCCGCCGCUCUCCACCAGCUGGGACCCACUGACAGGUGCCGGACCGCCGAGGACUUGACUGCGCUGCGAAUCUGCUGCGGCGGCGCGACCGUCGCGCGGGAAACUUCAUUUCUUCUGCGUCAUCUUAAAGGACAAUCAGGCACAUCAGCUCGAUAGAGAACCCCUUUUCUAACGAAAUAGUCUCCAUUCUUCGGAAGUGGAUUACGUCAUUAUUCUCCACACUUAUUCCCUCUAAUGCCCAGCCCUCUGUAGACCGAUUUAAAGUAGUUGGCGUUUGACAGCUAGCGUGCUAGUCUGCUACCUCUAGCAAUACACCAGUGGGAGCUGUGCUGGCAUUAUGGCCACUUCCUCUGCGUAAAGUAUAAUGCUUAUCAAUUCUCAAGUAGAAAACUUACACGGAUACGAAAAUGAGCCUAUUCCACGAAAAAAAACUAACUCCGUCCCUAAUUAAAAUGAAAAAAAUAUUUUUGACACCCUUAGAGUCACUAUAGGUAUUUUAUACCAUAUACGAAUUACAGAUUUUUUAGCGACUUCAAACUUAAUACCUGUUUCACGUUAAAAACUAAUAUAAUCGCAAGAAAACGCCGUUUCCCAAAGCUUGUACGUACCAAAGAAAUGCCGUAGAUAACUUUGGAAAGACCGGUCUUUUCGUAAUCAGCAAAAACAAAAUAGUGUUUCAUCGAGUUAAAUAGUUUACGAGAUGUGACGGAAUAAAUUUAAAGCUGGUUUCCAGACGGGAAAUUGUUACCGGGUAUAAAAAAAAUUAACUUAUUUGUGAAUUAAAACUUCUCGGUUUACAAGCAGCAAAACUUCAAAUAAAACACUCCAGCUUUCGACGACUGUCCCCGCCACCAUCAUCAGGAGUAAAAGCCACUGAGCGCAGUAGCCGGCACAGUGUUUCACUUAUAUAGGCCUCACAGAGGCAUUUGAAAUCUUCCGGAGGGGGCCGAAGCCACGCUUGCGCGCAAAACGCUUUAGGCAGCUCAUAGCAGCUGCGGUCCGCCCAACACUAACAGAACAUUAAGGUGGUGCUGAUCCGCCGCGGGACCAGUAAAGUCAGGUGGUGCAACGCGGGGCUCAAUAGAAAUACGGGCCCUUCAUCGAAUCUGUGACGUCAUACUACUCGGCUUGUCCGUCGCACUUCGUGAUCGCUAUGCUCCGUGCAGGGCCCACAAGAAAUCAAUAUGUAAGUGAAAAAGAGAGCUUGCACGUAUUUAAACGCGCCGUCAGGAAUUAUUAAACUCCUCUGAAACAGUUACUCGCUCUCCGCCGGAGAGCACUGGCACUCGUGCUGUGAUGUACGCGAUAUGGCCUGCCUUCUUCGUGGGCCUCUGUGCGUCAGGACGGCGCCAGGUCUGCGGCUGUCGCUCUCGCCUACCUACAAGCGUCAAGCGUCCAUUUUUGCUUUCAUUCAGUAUACAGUGUCCGCCCCCAACAUAUUUCUAGCUUUAAUUAAAAAUAAGAAUAAAAUUUAGACUUCCUUAGUCACUACAGUGGCCUAUGCCAUAUGUGAAUUUCCUUACGCGAGUUUAAUAGAUUAAAGCGAUUGUCUAUCACCACUUAAAGUGGAGUGCUGUGGCGCCUACCUGGUGACAAUAUUUGUCGGGACAACGUCGCAACUUCGGCACUUUAAAAUUCAGAUGCCAACUAAUUUAAAUCAAACUGUAAUGAGCUCUAUCUCGGCGAGAUGCCAGACUCUCUCUCAUUCAACUCACCCCCCUCCCCCCUCCUCUCUCGCUCUCUCGCUCUCUCUAUCUCUCUCUCUCUCUCUCUCUCUCUCUCUCUCUCUCUCACACACACACACA